Penicillium samsonianum is the source of this 1150-nucleotide messenger RNA. It is a transcript of the gene sar1, whose product is annotated as Arf family GTPase SAR1. Gene Ontology annotation, cellular component: endoplasmic reticulum exit site; COPII vesicle coat. Gene Ontology annotation, biological process: vesicle organization; membrane organization; intracellular protein transport. Gene Ontology annotation, molecular function: GTPase activity; GTP binding. Lineage: Eukaryota; Fungi; Ascomycota; Eurotiomycetes; Eurotiales; Aspergillaceae. The transcript is spliced from 5 exons. The record is from RefSeq and is a predicted model, not a curated record. Bases 196 to 765 code for a protein of 189 amino acids.
CUGCGCGAGGAUUCCGUCUUCCUGCCUAAGGCACCAAACCCGAUCCCCGAAAACAACAUCAAACCUGUCUUCUUUGCUUCUAUCUCUUCCACCCCCGUCCAUCCACCUUUUCCCAAUCAGCUUGUCACUGAUCUUAAUCUGUGAUCCCUGCUCGUCACCCUCUUUUCCAUUACUUCCUGACUCCGGCCUUUCACCAUGUGGAUCGUCAACUGGUUCUACGAUGUUCUGGCCUCGCUGGGUCUCCUCAAUAAGCACGCCAAGCUCCUGUUCCUCGGUCUGGACAAUGCCGGCAAGACGACGCUGCUGCACAUGUUGAAGAACGACCGUGUUGCCGUCUUGCAACCUACCGCACACCCGACCUCCGAGGAGUUGGCCAUCGGCAACAACCGCUUCACGACCUUCGAUCUCGGUGGUCACCAGCAGGCCCGCCGUCUCUGGAAGGACUACUUCCCCGAAGUGAGCGGAAUCGUCUUCCUGGUUGACGCCAAGGAUUACGAGCGCUUCCCCGAAUCCAAGGCCGAGCUCGACGCUCUUCUCGCCAUGGAGGAGCUCUCUAAGGUUCCCUUCCUCGUUCUCGGAAACAAGAUCGAUCACCCCGAUGCUGUCAGCGAGGAUGAGCUGCGCCACCAGCUCGGUCUCUACCAGACUACUGGUAAGGGCAAGGUCCCUCUCGAGGGUAUCCGGCCUAUCGAGGUGUUCAUGUGCAGUGUUGUUAUGAGACAGGGAUACGGCGAGGGCAUCAGAUGGUUGUCCCAAUACGUUUAAACAGAGAGUUCUUCCCUGUUCCCCGACACAACCGAUCCCCUCCCCAACCCGUCAACCCCAAAUCCAUAUUCAUUCCACUCGAGCAAAAGUCCAAGUGGAAUGAAAAUGGUUCUGGCUUUGGCUUCGGGCUUUCUCCGACAUUCCUCUAAACCCGAAACCCCAGUCCCGUCCCAUAUCUAGCUACGCUACACACAUCCCCUCCCACAAACCCGAUCCAACUUUUUACCCCCGGACGUAUCUGUACGUCUUGAAUGUGUCACUCGACAACGCUGUACCUCAUCUUGUCACGUUUAUUCAAUUCUUGCUUUUGUUCUGCGCUUUUUCUCGAGCUAGCUAGCUGGUUUUUCCUGGUUACUAUAGUCUAAAGACUUGAAUUUCUUUCUUC